UUAUGUAUCUAUACAUUCACGAUUCACUUGGAUCGUACCAUUUAUCAUUGUAAUGUAAACACGUGCUAUUAUUUAAAGUAGACGCAUAACAUAAUUUAUUUGUCGAGGAGCAUCGAGGAAUUAACAAGAGAUUAAAAAUAUGACACGUUCAAUGUGAUUGAAUAAAAAUACGAAAAUAAAAGGAGAAAUAUUAUUUGUAAGAAAUAUAUCAAGAGAAUCAAACAAGUUGGCUGAGAUUUGUGGCGUUUAUAUAUGAACUGUUUCUCCAUAUAUCCUCGAUGAAUUGAAUACUGAUCUCUUAUUCGGUUGUCCGAAAUUAUACACAAAGCGUAGACUGAUAUACAAAUCGAGAACGUUAAAAAAUCAUAAAGUUUCAUAGUGUAAAAAUAUUUUAAUUAAACAUAUAAAACACGAACAAGAAAUUAUAGAAAUGGAAACAUCCUGGUUUCCUCGUCUGGUUGCUCAUCAUCCAUAUAUAAUUUUGAUGGUGGUUUUUGCAUUUUCAUCGAUAUGUCUAAUUAUUCCUCUUACAACUAGAAAGUUUCCAGAUUUUUCGGAUCCUCAAAUGGGUUUUGAAGCAAGAGGUACAGUUUUAUCACAAAGACUUACAGCUUGGGAUCAUUUAAUGGAAGCUACAAAGGCAAGAGGAGAACUUACUGAUAAUCCUAUUGAAUAUCACCAAUACAUACGUACUCAACUAAAUCAACAGUCUAAUAUGCAUACACAAAAUCAUAGUUCGUCUAUUCAGAAUACUCACAGAAAAAAACAAAAAAAAAAUAAAAAUAAACGAAAAGGAAAAAAACAUCAAAAGCAACUAAAUGAUACAAGUUUAAUAGGAAUAAACGAGAAUAAAGAUAAAUGGAAUGAAUUAAUAGAAAUGAAAGAUAAACAUGAUAUAAAUGUUACAAUGGAUGACAAAAAUCAGAAUCAGUUUGAUAGUGAUAAUUUUUUCUGUAAUUUACCAACUUCUUCAUACGCUCGUGUUGUAAUUGCUGUGAAUGCUGAAGAGAAAAAUCUGUGGUCAAUGGAAGGUGUAUUAGCUCAAUGCCACAUCGAUGGUGUACUUCGUGCAAAUGCUCAUUUUUCAUCUCUUUGUCAGACAGAAGAGCACAAUAGUCAUAAAUGUUGCAGAAGCUGGUCCCCAGCUAACUAUGUGGCACUUUUAUCCAAUCGUAGUUCUUGCUUAGGAGUAACAGAAAAUGAUUUGAUUAAAGUGAAAACGCUUUUGCAACAGUGUGCUCAUUAUUACCAUAAUCAUAAGUUAUUGCCUAAUUGUGCAGAAGAUUUUAAUUGCCAAAAACAUGUGCCAACUGAAUGUUACAUGAGAAAUGCAGCUUACCAUUUAUUGCACUAUCUUUUGGAUGUUAAUUUUAUUCCGAAUCCGAAUAUGGAUUCGAAAAAUAGACAAAAUUUGACAUUGCAGUCUGCCAUGUUAUUUCUUCCAAUUGCAGCAAGCUCUGCAACUUUAGAUUUUUAUAAAACGAUAAAGAACAAUGAUUUAAUGUAUGGAAAUUUUCGUGUUCAAGGCAUGGAACUUGGCCUAAAAAGUACAUUGUUUGAUCGACUAUUAGUAUCUGAUUCAAGUUUGGUACUCCUUGGUUUUAUCUUCAUUACUUUCUGUAUUUGGGCAUACACUGGCUCUAUAGUGUUGACCAUAACAACAAUAUUCGCAGUGGUAUUUAGUCUUGGUAUUUCGUUUGCAGUGUAUACUCUAGUUUUACGUAUUGAAUUCUUUCCCUUUAUGAAUCUACUGGCUAUUGUUGUUGCCAUAGGCAUUGGAGCAGAUGAUGCAUUUGUUUAUUGUAAAGUAUGGGAGUCUGGAAAACAGCAGAAACUUUCCAAUGGUGGAUUAGUACAUUUAGUACAAGUGACAAUGAAACAUGCUUUUCCAUCUAUGUUUGUCACAUCCCUCACUACAGCUGUAGCUUUUUUUGCAUCAAUUGUUAGUAAUGUGACUGCUAUCAAUUGCUUUAGUUUAUUUGCAGGCAUGACAGUUAUUGCUAACUUCUUCUUGAUGAUUACAUGGUUACCAGCAUGUGUGAUUGUAUCAGAGCAUUGUAAAUUAACUACGUUGUCGCCUGUCAAUUUUAUUACCAGAAAGAUUAUUCGUCCCCUACGAUCUUUGGGAAAUAAAGUAACAGUAGGAUUUACCGUUUUUCUUACUGGAAUAGUGAUUCGCCUACGAUUUUUAUGGUUACUAACUUUGGGAACUAUGGCAAUAGCAUGUUGCAUUAUUGUCUUCCAUCAUCCGGGUCUGGAAUUGCCGGAUUAUAUUGAUUUUCAAUUAUUCCAUAACACGCAUCCAUUUGAGCGAUACAAUUUAAUAUAUUCACAGAGAUUUUGGUUUGAACGACACGAAAUGAUUGGUAUGGACGCUGAAGUUUUACCUUUGCGAUUUGUAUGGGGCAUAAAACCGAUCGACAAUGGUGAUUACCUUAAUCCCAGUAAAAAAGGAACGCUAGAAUAUGAUACAACUUUUGAUAUUUCUAAUCCUAAGUCACAAUUAUGGCUCGAACAAUUUUGCAAAAAUUUACGGAGUCAACCCUUCUAUCGUAGUACUAUUGGACCUUUGGGACCGAAUUGUUUCAUCGAAUCGUUAGUUUCAUGGAUGAAGAGACGUUGUAAAGAUCCCGUUAACCCGAAUAUCGAAUAUUUACCGUGUUGCGAAAGUAGUAAAUUUCCAUAUACACCUAAUGUUCUACAGCAGUGUGCGGCUGAAGUUAGUACGGAGAUAGUUCGCACGCCUCAUUUGUGGAUUAGAGAUGGUGCGAUUUCUGCAGGUCUAAAAUUUUUAAAGGAACCAGAAUUGUCCUCGAUGACGCCGAACGAUACACUUUCGCUUAAAGUAACACCUAAAAUUAAAGCGCUUGUUGUUGAAUAUGAUAGCACUUACAUGUAUACUCUCUCAUUUACGAACAUGGAUAAAUUUUUUCAUCAAGUUGAGAGUUGGAUGCAAGAUCAAUUACAAAGUGCUCCUAGAGGCAUGCGAGGUGGUUGGUUUAUUAGUUCAUUCGAGUUUUAUGAACUACAGCGCACUUUGUAUGAGGGCACUAUAUGGGCAAUAGGAUUGUCAUUAAUUUUAGCUCUAAUAGUAUUAGCACUAGUUACUCUAAACCCCGUCAUCAGCCUAUAUGCCAUUGUAACUAUUGGUGCUGCGAUAAUAGUAACAAUUGCUAUACUUAUUCUUCUCGGUUGGAAGCUCAAUGUCUUAGAGAGCGUUGCAAUAUCUACAGCUAUUGGUCUUGCCGUUGACUUUAGUUUACAUUAUGCCGUGAGUUAUAGAGCCUGUAUUUCUGAAAGAAAAGUGGACAAGGUAAAAGCGGCGUUGCAACAAAUGGGCGGUCCAACUCUUAUGGCGGCGAUUACAAGCGGAGCUGCGGGCGCUUUAAUGUUACCUUCUCAUGUAUUAGCAUAUAUACAAAUUGGUAUCUUUUUAUUACUCGUGAUGGGCAUAAGUUGGAUAUAUGCCACAUUAUUCCUAUGUCCGAUGUUAGCAGUUAUGGGACCGUCUUCGCGCUUCGCUCAGUUUGAAUAUUCUAGAUUAAAAAUGUUAUUGAGCUGUUUUACUAAAUAUGAGGAUGAUAGCGUAGUUGAAGCCGACAAGGAUAACAAUCGAGCGAGAAAAGCUUAUAAAGGACGUGGAAUGCUGUCGGAAUCGACUCUAAGCACAUCCAGCUCUGUAUGUCAAUUUCAUUGCAGUGAAUUGGAAACUCUUGCAGCAAGACCUCCAUCACCAUCAUCUCCAUUAUCAACAUUACUUCGUUGAAAUAUAAUUAUUAUUAUUCUUUAAAUCUAAAUUAUUCUUUCUAGGAAUAUCAAUUUUUCAUCUUAAUAAAUCAUGUACUUUUUCAGAUUGUAUGUAAGACUAUCCAUAUGUGUUAUCUUAUAUGUAGAUGUGACAUCAUAUAAUUAAUGUGACUGUUGGCUGUGUUCAAAUAGCUUUAAGGUCAUCAUUGAGAUACAUAUGAUCUAUCAUUCAUCUACAUAUAUGUGCAAUGCACAUAAAUGCAUGUACAUCGACACAUGUAUGUAUA
Molecule: messenger RNA, 4034 nt
Organism: Camponotus floridanus (Florida carpenter ant)
Lineage: Eukaryota; Metazoa; Arthropoda; Insecta; Hymenoptera; Formicidae
Product: protein dispatched
Exons: 11
Coding region: 431-3766 (1111 amino acids)
Cellular component (GO): membrane
Source: RefSeq, a predicted model, not a curated record